CCUCAAUUAUUGGAGAUAGUAAGUUUUAUAGUUACAUAGAAAGGACUCAGAAGAAGCACUUCAUUUACAAUCAUCCGAAAUUCUAAAGAGUGUGGAUAUGGAUUCACACUGCACACCCGGAAAGAUAAGUAUCUUUGAAAGGUCCAUCCUUUCAGGAAGAAAGGCUGUUGAGCACAUAGAUUACCCACACUACUGUGAUCUCUUAAGAAAAAUGAACAUGCCUUUUGUGAAAGGAGUUGAGGACAGACAUGACUAUGGCAGAAUUGAAAAGAAAGGCAAUCCUACUUUCCUUAAGUUUCACCCUUAUCCCCCUUCAGUCCUGCCAGACUAUCAUUUACACUAUCCUUAUCCCCCACCGUAUGGGCAAGAUUAUCCGUUAUUUCCACUACGGGAUGAUGUGCCCUUGGGUGAUCCCUGUUCGGGGUUUUUGAGUCCUGGUGGUGAUGCUGACUUAAAACCUGGCAUUGGCAAAACUAUGCCAAGCCUGGUGGAUUUCAGUGAUGUGAAACCACAACACCGAGUUCCCAGGCCAGACACAGGAUUUCAAACAUCACUGAAAAGGCAAAAAAUUUUAUUAGAAGAACUAAAACAAGACAGGAGAUGGAAUUCCAGAGCAACAUCAGACAUUUCCGUCAGAGCAAGACUCGGAGGUUGGACAAGCCCACUGAAAGUUACUCCUUCACAACCUCGCCACAAAGCAUGCUCGAUAAAUCACGCAUAUUCAUUUGAUGAAGAAGCAACGUGUACAGACGAUGGAGAACCACUUUCACAGCCGACAAGGAAAUAUAAUGUAAAGGACGCGUUUUACAAGUCCUCGGUGCAAAAAGCAUAUGAAGUUGUUCCUUGGGACAAGAUGCUACUACCAAAACUCGAUCCUGAAGAAACAACAGUAGAAAAAGCUGCUGACCUGAUUUCACAGUGCUUUACCCUAAAAAGAUAUGAAGGGGUACCGGCAAUAACUCAGGUGGUUGGCGGACUCUGGGACAGAUUUCAAACGAGAUCUUUCGUGGGGCCCAUGAAGCCAGUUACUUUUGUGAGUCCAAGUUCCAGAAGCAAAUACAUCCCUCUUUAUAUGGGUUGUGUGCAGUCCACAAAUGCCGAUGACAUCGACAACCCCUUUGGAGACAUCACUUCUCUCGCCAAGCCUCGGGCUUCCAAGAUUCUCUUUGCAAACACACGCGGUACUGGGGCUCAGAGUGACUCACCACACACAGCGGGAAGUUGAAAUCCUGGACGCUCUUCAUGGUGCCGCCAAGUUGCUGAAUGUCACGGAUAUUAUCCCAGCGCUUUCUGCAGGGACUGACAAAGGCAAAGUUCAUGCAAAGCCGAAGUGUGGACUACGACAGUGUUCUCAAUAUUAAUUGAUUCCUAAUUGAUGCAGCUGGGCUCAGUUGGGCCCAUGAGACGAACAAGCUGCGCUUCGCACUGGCUGUCCUUUGGGCUUAUUCUGCUGCAGGUUAAAGUUAAGCAAAAGCUGCAUCCUACAACGGUCUUAAAUUUCCGUUACCUUUUCUGACUGUGUAAAUUUUUUGACCACUUGGUCAAACUAUAAAGUCUGUUUCGAAUCUAA
Messenger RNA from Suricata suricatta (meerkat), 1570 nucleotides. RefSeq names its product spermatogenesis associated 48 (gene SPMIP7). Bases 98 to 1225 code for a protein of 375 amino acids. Lineage: Eukaryota; Metazoa; Chordata; Mammalia; Carnivora; Herpestidae. The record is from RefSeq and is a predicted model, not a curated record. The transcript is spliced from 8 exons.